AUGAGCUAUAAAUUGUGUAAGGACGGAUUGACUUGUGGGCAAUAUGUGAAGCCAGGUGGCACUUGUGUGGAAUAUGUUAAGGCCAUUGACUUUGAAGAUAGCUAUCGAUUUCCAUUCAAUUUUCAUCUCUCUAUACCUGCCUUGAUUUGUCCAGAUGGUUACAAAUACAGUUCAACAUUCAUGGGAGACAGGAUUGCAUGUCUAAAGAAUGGAAGUGACUUUUGUUUCACCAAUGCUCCUUGUGGUGGCUACGAUUACUUCAACAUCAAAUCAAGUUACAGCUUUAAACCUGGUCUAGAGAUCUCAAAACAAUUUGAAAGACUAACAAAAUGUGACACAGCGGACAAGAAAUGUGUCAGAGUAUUUGCAAAAGAGAACGGUAUGAGAUGUUUAGACCAUUGGGAAUGUCGUUCGUCCUACUGUUUCAACAAAACGUAUUGCACAGAAUUGCCGAAACAAUUUUCUUGUGGACCAAGCGUUUCUAAUCCAAGCGUCACUGAUUGCCCUGGAUACUCACAUUGUGUUUGUACCAACUCAACACUAGGCAUUUGUUCGAAUGUUUGUUUUGCGGAAUUGGCCGAUUUACAUACAUGUGCUUAUAAUUUGGGUGUGUUUGGAGAGACUAGUCCAGUAUCAAUCAUGGAAAAUACAUUGCUUCCAUUCAUUGACAAUGCAUCCUCGAUAUUCUCUCUCGAGAACGGAACAUGCAAAGAUUACAUGACCAAAUAUUUUGAAUGUAUGCAGUCCUUUCAGCAACGACUCGGAUUAGAAAUUCUACCCAUUGUGACUGGUACUGAUAAUGAGCGAGCCAUUCCAAUACCUCAACCGGAUGAUGAAUAUUUAUUUCGAGUGCAAUCAUCAUUUGAUUUACGUAAUGAUGUUGACCGACCACUUUUAAUUUCUAAGCUUAAUGAAUCAUAUCGAAUAGAUACCUCACGUUUCUUAGAACCAAGUGCGAUUCAAUUGACCACUAUUGACAUGCUAUCUAAUGGCUCUCAAAUACUAACUCAAACGUCAAGUCUAUAUAUCAAUGUUAGAAUCUCAGAAUAUGUGAUGCUUUCUACAGCAGAGAGAAUGGUAGGACUGAUGCCCAGAUAUAAAUUCAAAAGUGUAGACUUUAAGAAUAUUCAUGCAUGUGCAUGUUGUUCAGAAAUGGUAACAAAAUAUGUAGAAGCUUCGCUGGAUGGAGGGAUUUUACUCAAAGCGAAGAGAACUGAUUUAGUUGCUGAGAUUUAUAUCAAUAAGGUGGAUUUAAGUAUCACUAUUUCUGGACUCGAACCUAUUAUGGGACAUAAUUCAUUCCUGAACCGCAAUUGGUAUGAGAGAUGUGACAUCAUUCUUGUUCCACCGGAAGACAUUGACGUUGUCACACUUUCAAUCAAGAAUAACAUGCUAUUACUGGACAACAAUGCAUCAUCGCCAAGUACAGUCAGCGAAUUAGAAUCGGCAUCUAUGAACGAUUUAUUUGUAAUUUUUUUUUCAAAUUUACCUUCCAAAGUAUUGGCCGUAACUCGGGAUGUGAGAGAUGCAGCCAUGACCAAUCAACAAGUAUUUGCUAAAGUUUCCUCAUUAAUUCAAGAUGCAAUUUCUCAACAGUACAAUCAAGCAAUGAAACUACUCAAUAGUUCUUCUCGAACGAACAGUACCAACUUAACUCUGGUAGAUUGCUCUCUAUUUAAUUCGACAUUGGAUGUUAAGGCAUAUCAUCGAACAAUAUUCUCCUUCCCAUUGACAUUCGAUCUGAUAUUCCCUCUCCCCUGUCCUCAUCCUCAUUUAUAA
Messenger RNA from Naegleria lovaniensis, 1779 nucleotides. RefSeq lists its product as uncharacterized. The transcript has a single exon. The record is from RefSeq and is a predicted model, not a curated record. Lineage: Eukaryota; Heterolobosea; Eutetramitea; Acrasida; Naegleriidae. Bases 1 to 1779 code for a protein of 592 amino acids.